Messenger RNA from Solea senegalensis (Senegalese sole), 1882 nucleotides. It is a transcript of the gene chek2, whose product is annotated as checkpoint kinase 2. The record is from RefSeq and is a predicted model, not a curated record. Gene Ontology annotation, cellular component: nucleus; cytoplasm. Gene Ontology annotation, biological process: protein phosphorylation; mitotic DNA damage checkpoint signaling. Lineage: Eukaryota; Metazoa; Chordata; Actinopteri; Pleuronectiformes; Soleidae. The coding region runs from base 148 to 1785 and encodes 545 amino acids. Gene Ontology annotation, molecular function: ATP binding; protein binding; protein serine/threonine kinase activity. The transcript is spliced from 15 exons.
CAUGACAUGACGUGAAGGUACGGCACGCUACAAGGAAAUAGGUUUCCUACUUAAGUCCCGAUAAAAUUCUUCAGCACGUGUCAAGUGUGACGGUGUCCGGUUAGUUGACCUGCACAGCGGAGACAAACGUCUUACCCGAGGUAGACCAUGUCUGAGGAGGUUCCACAUGAGGGUGACCAACCCCAAUCCUCCCAGCCUGCCACCCAGUCUCAGGCACAGUCCACCCUGUCCCCAUCACAGGCACUUUCCACUCAGUCUCCGUCCCAGCCCAAGUCCCAGUCCCAGACUGGUUCUAGUUCAUCUAGCGGACCAACCUCAGCCAGCCAGUCGUCCAGUGGCUCUGGGACCCUGAGCAGCUUGGACACCAUUCCUGUCACUCUGGCAUCUGUCCCAGAGGAGCCUGAACCACAACCCUGGGGCCGCCUGCUUCCCAUGGCCCGAGGUUUCAGGAGCCUUGACUGUAUAGAAGACCACUACCUGUUUGGACGUGGUGCAAAGUGUAACUACAUUCUGGAUGAUCCUGAUGAACCAGGAUCCACCAGGGCCAGAAUCUACAGCAAGAGACACUUCAAGAUUUACAGACUGGGCAGUGAGGUCUUUGUGGAGGACUACAGUAAUAAUGGGACUUUUGUUGAUGGGAUACUGAUUGGAAAAGACAAGAAGCUUCCUCUCGUCAACAAUGCUGUCCUUGCUCUGGCUGAGCAACGAAACAAAGUCUUUGUUUUCAUUGACCUGAUGUCUGAUGAUCAGUCCAAUUUACCUAAAGAGCUUCAGGAGAAAUAUCUGCUGACUCGACGCAUUGGCACAGGAGUUUGUGGUGAAGUAAGACUGGCCUUUGAGAGAGGGAGCUGUAACAAAUUUGCAGUGAAAGUAAUAAACAAGAGCAACUUUAAGUCUGAAGGGACAGCAACCAGAAAUGCACAGACUGAGAUAGAGAUUCUACAAAGAAUAAAUCAUCCAUGUCUCAUGAAGACAUGGGACUUCUACCAGACAGAGGACAGUUACUUCAUCGUGUUGGAGCUAAUGGAGGGAGGUGAACUCUUUCAAAGAGUGAAGUCUCAGCAGCAGCUUAAAGAAUCUGUGGCAAAGCUUUACUUCUACCAGAUGCUGCGAGCAGUGCAGUAUCUCCACAGUAAUGGAAUCAUCCACAGGGACCUGAAACCAGAGAACAUUCUACUGUCCUCGAAUGAGGACAUCUGUCUCAUCAAGGUGACAGACUUUAACCAGUCCAGAAUCCUGGAACAGGCCGUGUUGAUGAGGACACUGUGUGGGACUCCAUCUUACCUUGCCCCUGAAGUCUUCACCCAGGCAUCUACCACAGGAUAUGGUAUUGCUGUGGACGCCUGGAGCCUUGGAGUCCUCCUGUUCGUCUGUUUGGGUGGUUACCCUCCAUUCCAUGAGAAAUUUGGACAACACUCUGUCACAGAUCAGAUCAUCAGAGGUGAAUUCACCAUGGUUCAGUCCAAGUGGAGAUGUAUCUCUGAUCAAGCCAAAGAUGUGGUGAGGAAGCUGCUCGUCGUCGAUCCCAAUAAGAGGAUGACCAUACAAGAAGCUCUGCAGCACCCGUGGUUACAGGAUCCUGAGAUGAUUGAGACGGCUCAUAGACUCAUGUACCCCGAUGGAGACGCCCCCUCUGCAGAGGCUGCCACAGGAGACAACAGCGCUUCUUCCAUGGAGGUGGAGUCACACUCCACUGGGAGGAAACGAGGACGAGAUGAAGAAGAUGAGAGGGAAGAGGAUCAUCCUGCCAAACGAAGCCAGCCCCCACCUGCUCACUUACUGUAGUGGACCAAUCUGGUUCAGCCAUUGCUCAGGUCAUGUGAUUCCCUGACUCACUACUGAGAGACUUGUGUAAAUAAAGUUUCUAAUGUUUUCUAGUAAA